AUGGAACAAACUACUGAAUUGACAUCUGAGUUUGCUGAUACUGCUCUUAAAGCUAUUGAAGACGUUUCUGAUGAGCUUUAUGAGAUAAGCAUAAAAAAUCCAGAAUUGGCUUACGAAGAAAAAUUUGCACAUAAAUUAUUAGUUGAUUAUUUGCAAGAAAAAAGGUUUAAAGUAACACCGAGUUCUUUUGGGUUAGAAACCGCAUUUGUAGCAGAAUUUCAAUCUAAAGCUGGAAGAGAAAUUGGUCAUGCUUGCGGACAUAAUCUUAUCGCAAUUAGUGGAGUAGGUGCUGCAAUUGGUCUCAAGGCAGUUCUUGAGAAAUUUAAUAUUGAAGGAACUGUAAAGUUAUUUGGAACCCCUGCAGAAGCUGGUACUUUCCUUGUUCGUGGAAAGACAAUGAAAGAUAUGGAAGAGCUUCAGCCACGUGUACAAAAGUGCUUUGAAGCUGCAGCAGAUGCGACUGGGGCUAAGGCAAAAAUUACAUGGAAAGAUGCAGUUUAUGAAGAUCAGAAUAACAUCUUCAGCGGAUCCACUGAUCAGGGAAAUGUAACUUACUUGGUACCUGGGUUUCAUCCAGUUUAUGACAUUCGUUCACCUAUUCCUGUUAUUAAUCAUCAAAGAGAAUUUGCCCCAGCAUGCAAAACAAAAACUGCCCAUCAAGAAACUAUAAAAGCUACGAGUGGGAUGACUUUAGUUGGACUAGACUUUUUGAUUGAUGCAGAAUUUGCUAAGCAAGUCAAGGAAUCUUUUGCCAAAUCUAAAUUAUAA
This is a messenger RNA of Racocetra fulgida, 768 nucleotides long. The record is from the annotation of a GenBank genome assembly. Lineage: Eukaryota; Fungi; Glomeromycota; Glomeromycetes; Diversisporales; Gigasporaceae.